AUGGUUAUUGGACUCCUCACCAUCACUGCCAUACCUACCAUCACGGGUGUCGGUCAAGCCGUCAGUGCGCAGAAGCGACAGAAUGCAGAGUCCAAAGAACAAGAGAAGAUUAACCUAGCAGCAUCAUUCUGUGACGAGGAACAGAAUGAUGUGCAGGCAACCUGUUUUCUCAAGGACGGAAAGAUAGUGCUGGAAUUUCCAGGGCAGAACGUCCACGGCCACAAGUUCUGUGGCUUUCACUUCAAGUAUCCUGGCGAGGAGCAGCAUCUGGGGCUGGUGAGCAGUAUCCAGGAUGAGCCACCGAUGCUCAACUGGAUCUACGUCAACCGAGAGACACGGGCAUUGGGAUAUGGGGCUCGGAAGGACACGAUCGGUCACAUCAUCGGGCCAUGGGGCUGGAGUGAGGACGAGCGGUUUCUAACAUUGGAGGGUUCGCCUGGUGGGUUUAUUGCCAGGAAACAGGAGGUGGAUGGUGCGGAGAGGUGGGUAUUGCAUUGGGAUCCAGAGAUGGGGAGUGAUGUAGAAGAGGAUGAGGAUGAGGAUGAGGAGGAGCAGGGGUUUGUUCUGCUUUACAGGAAGCCGCUGUUGGGGAUGGAGAGUUCGUAUGUGAGAGAUGAGGAAAAGUGA
Pochonia chlamydosporia 170 is the source of this 627-nucleotide messenger RNA. RefSeq lists its product as hypothetical. The coding region runs from base 1 to 627 and encodes 208 amino acids. Lineage: Eukaryota; Fungi; Ascomycota; Sordariomycetes; Hypocreales; Clavicipitaceae. The record is from RefSeq and is a predicted model, not a curated record. The transcript is spliced from 2 exons.